AGGGACGUAGAGCUCGAAAACGCUCAUUCGUGAUCGUCAAUUUGAAGUGUGAACAUCGUGAACGUACAAUCCUGUGCUCAUCAUGACUGGAAGAGGAAAGGGAGGAAAAGGUCUGGGUAAAGGAGGAGCCAAGCGUCACCGAAAAGUGCUGCGGGAUAACAUCCAGGGCAUUACCAAGCCCGCCAUCCGCCGUUUGGCUCGGCGCGGAGGAGUGAAACGUAUCUCCGGUCUCAUCUACGAGGAAACCCGUGGCGUCCUGAAAGUAUUUCUGGAGAAUGUGAUUCGUGAUGCGGUCACUUACACUGAACACGCCAAGCGUAAGACCGUCACCGCUAUGGAUGUGGUGUAUGCUCUGAAGCGUCAGGGCCGCACUCUGUACGGUUUUGGAGGUUAAAUUUAUCUCUAUAAAACUUCCAUGUGGAGUCUCAAAUCAAACGGUCCUUUUCAGGACCACAAUACAUUACUCAAGAGCUGUGUCUUUCGCAACAUUAAAAUGUUUUAUUUGAGAGAAAAAAUGUCUAUGAUGGCUUCGAAUGGUGUGCGUAUAACAUUUUACUCGCAUAACAAGCACUCACACUGCUGUAUAUUCAGUGCAUUUACAUGAGAUGGCGUUUUGUGAGUGUGAUUUUUUAUCUUAUACGUAUGCGUUUGAAGCGUUCGCAAAAGCAACGAUUGAAGCGUUGGUUAAAAUGAAUCAUUUUUCUCUCUUGCAUUUUUUUAUCUAAAUUUUCUUAUAAAAAUAUUUUUUUUAGAGAAACCUCUCAUCCUUUUGAAGCAAUAAUCGCCGCGUGGAUCAUACCGUUUUUUGCAUCAGCUAUAAUCUGACUUAUACAUGCGCAUCGUUCAUGUAUACUUGGGAUAACUCAUCAAAAGAAGGAAAUCGGAUGAAAAAAACUACACCGUUUACAUAAAGUUUAUGAAUUUAUUAUAACAGCCAACAGCGUCAAUGUUGCCUUUGAAUCCGUAAAUCACUCAAUGCUUAUUUCAAAACUAUCAAGCUAUGGAGUAAAUGGGGCGCUAGUUCAUUGGCUCUCCUGUUAUUGAAGUGAUAGGCAUAUUACAGUGAAUAUUUCCUUCUCUCUAUCAGCACCAUUCACCAACACGUCCGGGGAUCCACGUUUCUCGGCCCUAUGCUAUUUAAAAAUGUAUAAAUGACGUUAUUUACGUUAUACCAGAUUGCGAAAAAUUGUUUUAUGCAGAUGAUAUGAAAAUGUUCCUACCAGUAUCAGAUCAAACCGAUUGCUUAACUCUUCAAAACUGUUUAAUUCGAUUUAACUCAUACCCACCAAAUACUUUCUGCAAGAUUUGCUAUCAGGGUGCUAUGAACAUGAAGAAAUUAACUCCACCUCCAAAA
This is a messenger RNA of Anopheles gambiae (African malaria mosquito), 1354 nucleotides long. RefSeq names its product histone H4. The record is from RefSeq and is a predicted model, not a curated record. The coding region runs from base 83 to 394 and encodes 103 amino acids. Gene Ontology annotation, molecular function: protein heterodimerization activity; structural constituent of chromatin; DNA binding. The transcript has a single exon. Gene Ontology annotation, biological process: nucleosome assembly. Lineage: Eukaryota; Metazoa; Arthropoda; Insecta; Diptera; Culicidae. Gene Ontology annotation, cellular component: nucleosome.